AUGAAAGAAGAAAAUCGUCAAUUAUUAUCUAAAUUAGCAAAUCUAGAAACUGUAUUUAAAUCGGAACCAACUAAAAAGAUAUCCACAAUGUCUACACCAUAUAAUUCACAUCAUAUAAAUCAUACGAAUAACACAACAGGAAAUAUAAGCAGUAGUGAUAAUGAAUAUGACUAUUGUAAUAUAUUGACAAAUACUCGAACACGAACUUCUCGUAAAUCUCGACAUAAUAGUAAAAGAAGUAUUAGCUGUACAAGACAACGUAGUUCUGGAUAUUCUUCAAGUAGCAAUGCUGCCACAACGAAAAAUUCAUAUUUAUUCUCUUCAAUGUCUGCUACGAAUAAUGGUGACACUGAUAUUACAGGUUUUAGUUCUGGUGAUGAAUGUGAUGAUGCAAAGCAACUUGUGGUUGAUGAAAAAGCUGAAUCUGGUAAUAAAGUAUAUUGGAUGCAUAAAAUAAUAGAAACUGUUGAAGAAUAUGAUCCACGACUUACAUAUUCUUUAGAGCGUAUUGGUUCUGGUGGAAGUGGUAAAUUAUAUAAGGCAACAGAUCACCUUACUAAGCGAGUCAUAGCAGUGAAAUCAAUCAAUCUAUUGGAUUCGAAACUACUUAACGUUACUCAUGCUGAAGUUAUGGCCUGUCGAAUACUUAAACAUCCAAACAUUAUUACAAAUUAUAAACAAAGUAUUAUGGAUAACUUUGAUCACGCUCCCACUACCUCAUUUUUUGAACCAUCUGCAUAUAAACACUCUUUAUUUAAAGAAAAUUGUUAUCCAAUAGAUGAUAGUGGACAUAAAGAGUUUAGCAAUCCUACUUUAUGUUUGUUUAUGGAAUACUGCGAAGCUGGGUCUUUGUGGGAGGUUCGAAACAAAAAACCACAAAAACGAUUUAAUGAAGCUGAAGUGGCGUUUGUGAUGCGUGAAGUAUUGAAAGGAUUAGAAUGCAUACAUGGAUUGGGAAUUAUACAUCGAGAUAUUAAAGCUCAAAAUAUUCUUAUAAGUAAUGAUGGUGGUGUUAAAAUAGCUGAUUUUGGUUCCUCUUCUUUACGAUGUCGCGCGAAACUAAAACUUGGCACAUUAUAUUGGAUGGCCCCUGAAGUAUUAAAAGAUCAAAUUUAUGAUUCUAAAGUGGAUAUUUGGUCAUUAGGUAUUUUAGCCAUAGAAUUAUUUGAAGGAAGGCCUCCAUGGUAUCCUAUGGGACAACGAAGGGUUGUGGAACUUAUAAGAACAGUAGGCACACCACCAUUACCAUCAGGAAUAUCUCCUGAUUUUGAAUCAUUUCUUAGAGAUUGUUUAAGAGUUGAGGCUGAAUGUCGACCGGCUGCAUGUGAACUUUUGAAACACUCAUUUAUGAAAUGUUGUGAGCAGAUCAACAAGCUGCCGAUUGAAAAAUGCUGA
Molecule: messenger RNA, 1395 nt
Organism: Dentiscutata erythropus
Lineage: Eukaryota; Fungi; Glomeromycota; Glomeromycetes; Diversisporales; Gigasporaceae
Source: the annotation of a GenBank genome assembly